GUAAUAUAAAGUUAACCUUUGAGGACACAAAACAAAUCGCAUUAUCUAAACAUAGGGAAUGUCUUUUAACUAAGUAUAAAAACAUAGCUGUUCCUAAUAGUAUUCAACAAGGAAGCUGGUAUCCAUAUUAUGCAGGUGAUAUGAAAUUAACUCUUGAGAAUGCAAGUAAAUUGCAUUAUCUAGAUAUGGCAAUACUAUUCAAUUAA
This is a messenger RNA of Funneliformis mosseae, 206 nucleotides long. The record is from the annotation of a GenBank genome assembly. NCBI's taxonomy places the organism in Eukaryota, Fungi, Glomeromycota, Glomeromycetes, Glomerales, Glomeraceae.